CUCCCUGAACCCAGUUUCUCAAUUUUCAAGAGCGACCCGAUUUUGCCCCCAAUUCCUCCUCCCCAUCCUCUCCCUUUCUCCUCUUCUUCAUCCAUCCCCGAUCAAAAUCAAACCGCCAUGUCCUGGUUAGCGCGCUCCAUUGCCAAUUCCCUCCUCCUCGACGACGAUGAACAUCAAGUCGGAGAACAUAGUCACCGCGUCUCGGAUCGGGCUUCAACCUCUGAACCCCCAGAACAGCACGCGGAGGGUUAUGCCGCCUACGAGGAUGUAGAUUUGGACGAUCGGCGGGAGAAUGAAGGCGACGAUUGUUCUCUAGAUCACAUCCAUCAUCCUGGCCGCGGCGUCAAGGAUGACUUGUCGGAAUUAGGAGAAGCCCUAAGUCGCCAGCUGUGGGGUGUCGCUUCAUUUCUAGCUCCUCCGCCUCCUAGGACGAGUCUCCUGAUCCCGAAUCCGGAUCAAUCGGGGUCCGAUCGAGUUCAUAGUGAGCCGUAUGAUCGUGCGGAAUUGAGUGGGGAAUCUGAGGAAGGGGAGGAUGGGGAAAUCGUGGAGUGUGAGAACUUCACGGAGUAUGAGGAGGAGGAGGAUGUGAUUGGAAAUGCUGUCGGGGUUACAGAGGAGGCCUUGGCUUUUGCCCAGAAUAUAGCUCAUCAUCCUGAAACUUGGCUUGAUUUUCCCUUAUCGGAAGAUGAGGAAUUUGAUGAUUUUGAGAUAUGUGAUACCCAGCUCAAGCAUGCAUUCGCAAUUGAAUGCUUAGCACCUCGGCUAGCUGCUCUAAGGGUUGAGCUUUGCCCUGCUCAUAUGAGCAAGGGUUACUUCUGGAUGGUGUACUUCGUUCUUCUUCACUCGAGACUUAAUAAACAUGAUGCGGAGCUUUUGUCUUCACCGCAGCUUGUGCAAGCUAGAGCAAUGUGGAUAAAAGAGCUGCAAAAGAAAACGAAGCCAGAGUCGGAUUGGUUUGGGUUUAAAAAAAGUCAUUCAAAAGAAAGUACUGACUUUCUGCGUGAAGAGUCUGACUCUUUGUCAUCUUUCUCUGAGACGCAUACUAAUAUUGAAACUGAGAAGCAUCCACUUGAAACUACUACGGAAAUCCAGUUCAUAGACAAAGCUGUUAUUGCAGAGGACUUGGAGAGCAAGGAAGUAGAGAAGGUGGUGGUGACUACUUCAUCUUAUAAGGUACCGGUUUUGGAUUAUGAUGAUGAUGAUGAUGGGGAGGAAGAUGACUGGCUAAAGGACACCCCAGAAUUAGAAGGGUACUCUUGUCCGGUACUUGUUGGAGAUGAAGUCUCAUUUAGUGAUCUUGAGGAUGAUAUUGAUGAUUGUACAGUGCCCAGUAAACCAAAGGGGAUUCCAAGAGUGACUGAAAAAUUGGAUUCCACAACUUCCAAAUGAGUUUCUGUUUCUCCCCCAAAAUUUGGCUCCUACAAACCAAAAUGUUGGUGUAUUGUGCUGAAGGCAACAAAGCAAAAAGGAUAGUCGAGGAACUCAGUCAUUGAAUGGAAAGCUCGGUAGUUGUCGGUGGAGUUCACACCUCAUGUACCCAAAAUAUGGUGUUAGCAUCUGUAUUUGUUUGUACAUAUAAGCGAAGGCAUGCGCUUAUAAAUUGAUUUAUUUGGGUCUGAAGGCAAGUGUUUCUCCACUGAUGAAUUGCUUUAAUACGUUCGUAGGUAGAACAAAAUAUGGGUCAUAAG
Messenger RNA from Cuscuta campestris, 1688 nucleotides. Lineage: Eukaryota; Viridiplantae; Streptophyta; Magnoliopsida; Solanales; Convolvulaceae. The record is from the annotation of a GenBank genome assembly.